Molecule: messenger RNA, 1275 nt
Organism: Cyanistes caeruleus (blue tit)
Lineage: Eukaryota; Metazoa; Chordata; Aves; Passeriformes; Paridae
Source: RefSeq, a predicted model, not a curated record
GUGGUGAAGGGAGAGGUUUGGUGGUUGGGUAGGAGUUGUGGUGGUCAACCAAGAAUCAUGGUGGUCAACCAAGAGUUUUGGUGGUCAAUUGAGAGUCAUGGAGGUCCACCAAGAGUUCUGGAGAUCAACCAAGAAUCAUGGUGGUCAACCAAGAAUCAUGGUGGUCAAGCGAGAGUUGUGGUGGUCAGCCAAGAGUUCUGGUGGCCAACCGAGAGUCCUGGAGAUCAACCAAGAGUCAUUGGGGUCGACCAAGAAUCAUGGUGGUCAACCAGGAGUGGUGGUCAACCAGGAAUCAUGGUGGUCAACCAGCUGUCGUGGUGGUCAACCGAGAGUCGUGGUGGUCAACCAAGAGUUCUGGAGAUCAACCAAGAGUUGUGGUGGUCAACCAAGAGUUCUGGUGGUCAACCGAGAGUCGUGGUGGUCAACCAAGAGUUCUGGAGAUCAUCCAAGAGUCAUUGGGUUUAACCAAGAAUCAUGGCGGUCAACCAAGAAUCAUGGUGGUCAACCAGGAGUUGUGGUCAACCAAGAGUUCUGGAGAUCAACCAAGAGUUGUGGAGAUCAACCGAGAAUCAUGGUGGUCAACCAGGAAUCAUGGUGGUCAACCAAGAAUCAUGGUGGUCAACCAAGAAUCAUGGUGGUCAACCAGGAGUCAUGGUGGUCAAUUGAGAGUCCUGGUGGUCAGCCAAGAGUUUUUGGAGAUCAACCAAAACUCAUGGAGAUCAACCAGGAAUCAUGGCAGUCAACCAAGAAUCAUGGUGGUCAACCAGCUGUUGUGGUGGUCAACCAAGAGUCGUGGAGAUCAACCGAGAAUCAUGGUGGUCAACCAGGAGCUGUGGUCAACCAAGAGUUCUGGUGGUCAACCAAGAGUCGUGGAGAUCAACCGAGAAUCAUGGUGGUCAACCAAGAAUGAUGGUGGUCAACCAGGAGUUAUGGUCAAUCAAGAAUCAUGGUGGUCAACCAAGAGUCCUGAAGGUCAACCAAGAGUCCUGGAGAUCAACCAAGAGUCAUGGAGAUCAACCAAGAAUCGUGGUGGUCAACCAAGAAUCGUGGUGGUCAACCAAGAGUUGUGGUGGUCGACCCAGAGUCCCGCGAAGAAGACGUUUGGAUGCUCCCAAAAGUCCUUGAGAUGACUCCAACCACCUGGAAAACCCCCAAAAACCACAGGAACGAGAUUUUGGGGCUCUCCUGGAAGCUCUGGAGAUGCCUCCAACCGUGGAGACCCCCCCCCAAAAAAGAGACUUUGGGGUUCUCCCAGCGACCCCUCCCCCCCCAAAU